UUCGCAUUUUCACAUGUUUCUUCAUCAAAUCUUCAUUUCAUAUGUAUAAAAAUAAGAGUCCCCAUUCACAUGAUCCUACCCCUCUCCUUUCAAACCCCAAACCCUCGCCAUCGCUUCUCACCAGCCAUGAUCCCGACCACCACCACCGCAGUCUCACCACCUCGGUAUUCUCGCCACUCCGCCGGAUCAUGCUAGCCGCCCCCUCGUGGCUGCGCAUGAGACGGAGCCGCUGUGUUUUCCUCCUCCUCUGUUCGCCUAUUCUUCUCCCCUUCCUGUGCGCUUCUUUCCCUCUCCUCUGCGCCGCCGAGCUCUGUAUCCGUAUCUGCCGCCGCGCUCGGCGGAGAAAAGACGGCGAUGACGAUGAGGAUGACGAUGUAGAUGGGCUGAGGCGAUGCGAAGAAGGUUUCCGCGAUUGCGGUUGCAGUCGAAGAGCUGAAGAGGAAAAGGAAGUGGGGCUGUUACAGAGGUAUCUGGAAGAUCAACUGAGACUCGUUGGAUCUGUUUAUGAAUGCGGUGAUGAAUUUGAUGAUCAACAACAAGAAAAUCAAGAUAUCACUCAAAAUACUGAUUUUAGAACUCCUCUUUUGGCUUAAUCUUCUUCUUUUUUUGUUUUUUGGUUCUUUUUGCUAAUUAUUGUUGUAAAUGACACUUAUUUACCAAGAAUUUUGAGGGUUUUUCAUUUUAGGAUCUUUUCUGGAUUCCAAUUUUCAGUAUUACUGUUCCAUUUACUGGAAUGAAGAGUUUGGAAAAGUACUGUGCGACUGUACUCUGCUCAAUUUUUACAACCAUAUCAGUAAUCUGAGAUUUUAUCAUCAA
Ricinus communis (castor bean) is the source of this 816-nucleotide messenger RNA. RefSeq lists its product as uncharacterized. Bases 42 to 593 code for a protein of 183 amino acids. Lineage: Eukaryota; Viridiplantae; Streptophyta; Magnoliopsida; Malpighiales; Euphorbiaceae. The transcript has a single exon. The record is from RefSeq and is a predicted model, not a curated record.